AUGUUAUUAUUUCAAUCACCAACAUCUUCAUUAUUUUUAUUAUUUUUUCUUUUAUUUUUUUCUUUAUUUUCUGUUAAUUCUAAAAAAAUUAAAAAUCAUUACAAAACUACGGCAGCAGAAGAUCCAAUACCGGCACAGGAAAUUAAUACAAAACAAUUAAAUAAACAAAUUAAAUCUUCCAAUAUUUUACAAAAACCUAAUCGACAACCCCCAUCACCAUCUUCCCAUUCCCCUUCCCAAACAGAACAACAGCAUGAAUUUUCUAUAGAGGAUGUGGAUGAAGAACAAAUUGAUGAAAUUUUAAGGGAUACUUCCAAAAAUCUUGUUAUAUUUUUUUAUGAUGGAAGAUUAAAAUGCCCAGAAUGUAGUGUUGCUCUCUCAGAGAUUGAAGAAAUUGAUGAUGAUAUUGAAGUUGUGAAAACUGAUGACAGAAGGGUGGCUCGUGAAUGUGGAGUAAAUACAUUCCCGGCAUUGGUAUAUUACAGACGUAGCAGUCCAAUUCUUUAUGAUGGAGAUUUUAAAGAUUCUGAGAAAGUUUUACGUUGGUUGCGGGCACACGACGAAGUGGCUACUUGGGACUUGAAUGACGAUAACUUUGAAUGGAGAACUCAUUCCCAUUCACCUCCAGAAGGAGCUCUUCAAUGGCUUGUUAUGUUCUAUGAUUCUGAAGAAUCUGAUUGUAAUGCUUUUGUUCCAAUGUUUGAAACAGUUGCCCAUAAACUUAGAGGUUUAAUAAAUGUUGGAAAAGUGGACACAUCUGUUAGUGAUGAUGUUACUGAACGUUUUAGAAUUGAUGAAAGUCAAUGUCCAACAAUUUUAUUUUGAGUUUUUUCAUUUAAAAAAAGAAUAUUUUUUUCUAAUUUUUUACAGAUUUCACAGAGGAAAAUUUUUUCGUUAUAACGAGGCGGCAAAGGAUGUUAAUGGGGUUGUCUCCUUUGCAAUGUAUAAAUUCAAGGAACAACGUGGCCAUCGAGUACCGGAGCCGCCAACUGCUUUGGAACAUUUUUACGAGCAUUUCAAAGAGCGAUUAACUGAUGCUAUUGUAUGUUUAGAGUUUUACUUAUUUUACGUUAAGUGCUUCGAAGGUUUUACUAGGUUAUUUCAUAAAAAAGUUCGUUUUUUCACCGGGUGUUUUCUGAGUGAUAACCAUUUUUAUCCGAUUUUGUUUUCAUCUUAUUUUAUAGCUCAGAGUCUUAGCUUCAUA
Meloidogyne enterolobii is the source of this 1204-nucleotide messenger RNA. The record is from the annotation of a GenBank genome assembly. Lineage: Eukaryota; Metazoa; Nematoda; Chromadorea; Rhabditida; Meloidogynidae.